Messenger RNA from Branchiostoma floridae (Florida lancelet), 2305 nucleotides. RefSeq names its product protein O-mannosyl-transferase TMTC1-like. The transcript has 13 exons. Gene Ontology annotation, molecular function: protein binding; mannosyltransferase activity. The record is from RefSeq and is a predicted model, not a curated record. NCBI's taxonomy places the organism in Eukaryota, Metazoa, Chordata, Leptocardii, Amphioxiformes, Branchiostomatidae. Gene Ontology annotation, biological process: protein O-linked glycosylation via mannose. Bases 105 to 1751 code for a protein of 548 amino acids.
CCUUCUCACCAUACCUGGCCACCAGGUUCCUGACCUACUCAUACCUCCUGGUCUUCAAUGCUUGGCUCCUAUUGGCUCCCAUCACCCUGUGCUAUGAUUGGCAGAUGGGCAGCAUCCCUCUUGUGGAGUCAAUAUUGGAUACCCGUAACCUAGCAACCAUUGCGUUUGUUGUCACCAUGGUCAGCCUUACUGCGUACUGCCUGUUUCUUGCAGAGGACGAGGCAGGGAUGGUUGCCGUACUGGGGCUGGUGUUGUUGGUCCUGCCAUUCCUACCUGCCUCUAAUGUCUUCAUUAGGGUGGGCUUUGUAGUGGCCGAGAGAAUCCUCUACAUUCCAAGCAUGGGUUACUUCAUCCUGCUGGUGCAUGGGAUCCACAACCUGUGCUGUGCCUUAGGUAAACCUGUCUCCAGCCUGAUGACAGGCUGUACUCUACUGCUCAUCAUCUUGUGGGGCUGUAAAACUAUCCACAGGAACCCAACAUGGUGGACGAGAGAGUCUUUAUUCAGGUCUGGUGUGGAAACUUUGCCCCACAAUGCUAAGGUGCAUUACAAUUAUGGGAACUACUUAAAGGAUCUGGGCAGACAUGAGGAGGCCAUUUUCCACUACCAGAGAACAUUGGAACUGUACCCCCGCCAUGCCAGUGCCAAUAACAAUCUGGGGACCCUGAUGACCAAUGACACGCAGCUACAGGAGCUGUACUACCGUCGGGCCAUGAACAUCACACCACAACAUGCCAAGGCUCACUUCAACCUGGCUAACCUUAUCAGUAAACAAGGCAAGACAUCAGAAGCAGAAACGCUUUUGCGACGAGCCAUUGUCAUCCAACCAGACUACAUCGAUGCUCAUGUCAACCUGGCCUCCCUGCUGUCAGACGUAGAUCGGAACCAGGAGGCCAUGGACAUUUAUCAGAAGUCUCUAGACCUGGACAGGGAAAACCCUGAUGUUCUAAAUAACUAUGGAGCUUUCUUGGCCAAAUUAGGUCAAACUACCGAGGCACUGUCUCUCUAUGACCAAGCCCUGACCUUUGACCUUACUCACACAGUUGCCAUGGUGAACAAGGCCCGACUCCUUCGCUCCCUCGACAGGACUCAGGAAGCAGAGAGCUUAUUCCUCAGGGCUAUAUCCUUAAAAAAGGAGGCUGGUACUCUUGAGCUGCUGGCAGCUAUGUACUACAACACUGGCCGGAUCAUGGAUGCCAAGACUGUGUAUGAAGAGGUUCUCUCUCUAGACCCAGACAGACAUGAAACUGUUACUCAUUAUGCCCAUGUUGUUGGACGCUUGGGUGAUCAUAGAAAGGCUGAAGAGCUGCUGCUUGGAAUGCUGGACAGGAGACCAGACUUGUUUGAUGCUCAUCGUCAUCUGGCCAGUUUGUAUGGCAUGAUGGGAUCUAGUCAGAAGGCUCUACAGAGUGCACUGCAAGCACUGGAACUUCUACCACCCAACUAUGAGGCUAAACAGACUGCAGAGCUGCAUUAUGAGCUGGGCAACCAUCACAAGGACCUGAACCACAUCUCUCAGGCCCUGGACAGUUACAGGAAGGCAGUGAGCCUCUAUCCUAACCUGGCUUCUGCACACAUGAACCUGGGAGCACUGCUACAUAUCAAGGAAGAGAUCCAGGAGGCCCGGCAGCACUACCAGGCAGCGCUGAAGCUGGAUCCGACCAACCAGGUUCUCAUGGACAACAUCCGCAAACUGGACAGGAAGGAGCAGCAGCUGCGCCAGGAGGCCAGCAGGCCAGCUGGAAACAGAUAGUAUCUCACAGUACCGCUGGUGCUCCUCAUGUCCAACUUCAACUUAACAUGCUCUCGAAUUGAUAUGCUGCAAUGUAUUCUUACAGCCUGAAGACAUUUUGUGAAGACAAUUGUGUUGGAUGUUUUUGCUGCUCUCAAGCUCAAGCACUGUUCUCUUAAGCAUUUAUUAUGAUUUAAGAAUUGUUCUGUUAUAAUUGAGGAAUGAUGAUUUUAGGUUUAUUCCACUUCUCAAUAUACGUAAUGAUUGUUGACAAAAAGAUGUUUUGACUUUUGUCAGAUGUUGGUAAUCGAUGGCAAUCUUAUUGCAGAGAUGUAAAAAUCUAGAUGUACAUAAUUUUUAUUGAUAUACAUGUACAUGUAGUCCAGUUACAGUAACAUAAAUUGUAUCUGUGAUGUUAUUUUAUCAUAAUUAUACAGACCUAUUAUGUACUUCUACCACCCAAGUAGAUUUCUGUAUGUAUGAUCUCUUCUUAAUCAUCACUUACACAGAGUAAUAGAAUAUUUUUUUAAUAAGCUUUUAAAUGUUUUAUUAAAAAGUUUAAUGUUUUAUCAAGA